AUUUGGAUCGCCAGUGUGGCUAGGAGCUUAGUUCCCAACUCGAGAAUCGUCCUUAUUUUCGUCGGCCAUAGACUUCAAGGCGGAAGAUUUGAGACUGACUACACGUGGGCGGAAUGAACUAUUAACUCCAACAGAGUUGUCUCGUCACUUUCCCACCUGCCGCAAAAUUUCCGCGUGACAUUAAUUAAUGAGGCCUGUCACUCGGGGUCGUGGUCCGCUAUUGGUCCUGGCAUCGGACUUGGGCGAGACGUGUUAGUGGAAACGGCAUCUCAGGAUGACGAACUGUCAUAGAAUUGGCUCUCCAAUUCCGGGAAGCGUCGUUGCUCCCUUUUCGCGAUGGCGUAGCUCCGAGAGUUGACGACACACCCAGAAGGGAAAAUCACAGAGCAUAUUGCACGCAUCGAGGAAGAGAUGGAAUCCGUCCCUGAGGGGCAGGAGACAAGCCGGCCAGCAAUCACCAUGGGUGCAAGAACUUUGCUCUCAUACAAUAUUUCCCAUUUUGUACUCCCUCCCAAUAUUGCGAGGGCGAUCAUCAAUGCCGCCACGGAGCGAAAUCCUCAGGAAGAUGUUCUACGAUACCAGGCACGUCCGCGCGAAACUUGGGGAGUAUUGGGGCCUCGCGGACAAAUUGUGCAAGGGCCAGCAAACAAUGCAGCCAAUAAAGCCGAUCUCUCCGAUACUACUGGAUCCGACGCUGAUGCCAAGGACUUCGAUAUGGACUUAUUUCUUCUCAAGAAAUAUCUGGAUGGCUUAGGGCCCUUAUCUCAAGAACAUAACAGAUCGGCCCUUGCGAAUAUGUGCCAAUAUGUGCUAGAUGGCGAGGGGGCAAAACACAAUUUCAAAAAGCGCACAGUCAAGACGAUUGUUUGGCAAGGAUUGCAGCUUUACCAUGUGAAAGAGCUCAUCACUCAUUUGGUGGCCGGUGAUCACAUCGCCUACAAUGUCAACCAGGAGGAGGCAAGAAAAUCGCUUGUUGGUUACAUACAAGAUGUUGUCGUCCCGAUUGUCCGUCGAUUUCACCAGGUCCCGGAGAUCGAAUAUCUUCAAAGUCCCACCUGGGAGGACGUUUACCUUGAUGUGUUCUUCGAAGACGCGUUCAUGCACCUAGGCCGUGUGAUUGCUUGUAACCAACUCUUACGACCUUCGCAUUUUGAUCUCGACUCGAUUGAAACUGUCAUCGUUGAUUUUCUCCGUGGGGAGAAUACUGAUGAAGAAGCGGUUACUUUAACCUGGCAUAGACUGUCCAACUGAAUCGUCGUAGUCUUUAUACCAAUCGUCCAGCUUGAAUGGAUGCAUUGACAGGUCUGAUCCUUCGGCUAUCUGUAUCUGUUGCAUCAAUAUGUGAUAAUAGAGAAUAUGCUCUCGCCAUAGGACGAGCAAUCAAUUACCG
This is a messenger RNA of Aspergillus glaucus CBS 516.65, 1390 nucleotides long. RefSeq lists its product as uncharacterized. The record is from RefSeq and is a predicted model, not a curated record. The coding region runs from base 460 to 1251 and encodes 263 amino acids. The transcript has a single exon. Lineage: Eukaryota; Fungi; Ascomycota; Eurotiomycetes; Eurotiales; Aspergillaceae.